AGAACAUAGAAGCCGGAGGGAGAACUGCCUUGAAAGCAGUAUCUCAGAAAUCCUGGUGAUAAGAUGAUAUGGCCCCUGAACCCAUCCCAGAAAGAAGUGCUGAGAUUUGCAAUCAACUGCCGUGUCCUGACUCUGGUGCUGCAGGCUCUCUUCAAUGCUGUUAUCCCAGAUCAUCGUGCAGAAGCUUUCUCUCCUCCUCGCCUCACCUCCUCAGGCUCUCUUGACCAUAUUGUGGAAUUUCUCCUGGGUGGCCUGUCUCACUGGGAUGCUGAACACUUUCUGUUCAUUGCUGAGCAUGGCUACCUGUAUGAGCACAACUUUGCCUUCUUCCCUGGUUUCCCUCUGGCCCUCUUGGCAGGGACUGAACUGUUGCGACCCCUGUGGGGAUUAUUGAGCCUACGGAGUUGCCUGUUAAUUUCAAUAGCAUUGCUUAACUCCUUGUUCUUUGUGCUGGCUGCAGUAGCACUUCAUGACCUGGGCUGUUUAGUUUUGCGCUGUCCCCAGCAGGCUUUUUAUGGAGCACUGCUCUUCUGUCUCAGUCCUGCCAAUGUCUUCCUGACCGCUGGUUACUCAGAAGCUUUGUUUGCCUUCCUGACAUUCAGUGCCAUGGGACAGCUGGAGAGGGGCCAAAACUGGACCAGUGGAUUUCUCUUUGCUCUUGCAACUAGUGUUCGCUCCAAUGGACUGGUUAAUAUUGGUUUCCUCAUACAUUCUCAGUGCCUAAACUUUUUCUCUUCUCUCAUGGUGCUAAAUCCUAUGAGAGAGUUCUUAAAGCUGAUGGGCUCUGUGUUCCUUUCAUUGCUUACACUUGGUCUUCCUUUUGCCCUCUUUCAGUAUUAUGCUUUUACCCAGUUCUGUUUGCCAGGCUCAGACCACCCUAUUCCUCAGCCCUUACUACAGUUUGCUCUAGACAAGGGCUACAGAGUCAUCAAAGAAAAAGAGCCACCUUGGUGCUCCUGGAAACUUCCUCUAAUAUAUAGCUACAUUCAGGAUAUCUACUGGAAUGUUGGUUUUCUAAGAUACUAUGAGCUCAAGCAGAUACCCAACUUUUUACUGGCUACACCAGUAGCUAUGCUGGUUGCCUGGGCAACUUGGACCUUUGUGACCACCCAUCCUUGGCUCUGCCUUACACUUGGGAUGAGAAGAAGCAAGAUCACGAAGAUCCUCUUGAAGUCCAAUCCUGGAUUCCUCAGUCCUGGAGUGUUUGUGUACGUGGUCCAUGCAGCAGUUCUGCUACUAUUUGGCAGUUUGUGCAUGCAUGUUCAGGUUCUCACCAGAUUUUUGGGCUCCUCCACUCCUAUUGUAUACUGGUUUCCAGCUUACUUGCUUCAGGAUCAAGAACCUCUUUUGAGAUCCCUAGAGACCAUGUCUUGGAAGCCUCUUGCUAGGGAUUCCCCACAGGGACAAAAGGUCCUCAGAAAUUCUAUUAUGGGACUUUUGUACAACUGGAAAGCCAGUUCUCUAGUCACAAGAUGCAUUCUAGGCUACUUCCUGACUUACUGGCUCCUGGGACUACUACUGCAUUGCAACUUCCUACCUUGGACAUGA
Molecule: messenger RNA, 1548 nt
Organism: Suncus etruscus (white-toothed pygmy shrew)
Lineage: Eukaryota; Metazoa; Chordata; Mammalia; Eulipotyphla; Soricidae
Gene: PIGV
Product: phosphatidylinositol glycan anchor biosynthesis class V
Exons: 3
Coding region: 64-1548 (494 amino acids)
Biological process (GO): GPI anchor biosynthetic process
Cellular component (GO): endoplasmic reticulum membrane; mannosyltransferase complex
Molecular function (GO): GPI mannosyltransferase activity; alpha-1,6-mannosyltransferase activity
Source: RefSeq, a predicted model, not a curated record